Molecule: messenger RNA, 3892 nt
Organism: Psammomys obesus (fat sand rat)
Lineage: Eukaryota; Metazoa; Chordata; Mammalia; Rodentia; Muridae
Gene: Nsl1
Product: NSL1 component of MIS12 kinetochore complex
Exons: 6
Coding region: 2-847 (281 amino acids)
Biological process (GO): mitotic sister chromatid segregation
Cellular component (GO): kinetochore; MIS12/MIND type complex
Source: RefSeq, a predicted model, not a curated record
GAUGGCGGGCGUUCCUGAACCAGUGCUCGUCUCCGCCCCGCAGGAUCAAAAUGCCCGGGCCGCCUCAGACUCCCAGGCCACAGCAUCCCCCCCUCCCCUCGAGGACUUCCGAGUACGCUGCACUUUGAAGAGGGCGGUGGUGGAAGUGAUGGAGAUGUGCGGUCGCUUCGUGCAGGAGCUCGGGCCCGCGCUUCCGGAGAGCAUCCGAGAGCUCGCGCUGCGGGACGCGCAGUGGAUGUUUGAGUUGGCUGUGCAGGAGAAUAUCAGCAUUAAUGGACAGGCCUGGCAGGAAGCUGUAGAUCAUUGUAUUAUGGAUUCCGACAUCAAAGUGCUUGAAGAUGAGUUUGAUGAGCUCAUAGUGGAUGUGGCAACAAAACGGAGGCAGUACCCCCGAAGGAUCCUUGAGAGCCUCAUCCAAACCUUGAAAGCACAGCAUGAGAGUCUGAAGCAGUAUUGCCCUGUUGUACAGCCCUUGGACCUGAAAUGUGACCCUGACCCAGCUUCUCAUGUGGAAAAUUUGAAAUGCCGUGGAGAAGACAUAGCCAAGAAAAUCAGCAGUGCCAUGAAGGCUUUGCCCGUGUUAAUCGAACAAGGAGACGGCUUUUCUCAGGUUUUAAAGAUGCAGCCUAUCAUCCAGCUGCAGAGGAUCAACCAGGAAGUCUUCUCCGGCUGCCACAGGAAAGUAGAGACCAAGCCUGACAAGCUUGUCACACAGGUAGAAACUUCACCAACCGAGACGGCUGCCAGGAAAGUCUCCAACGUGGUGCUAAAGAGAAAGCAAGCUCCAGACCUCGCCCAGAGAAGGAACUACCCGCUGCGGCCGAAGAGGAUUAACCUCGAUAUAUAAGCUGCCUGCUGGGGAGCUGACAGGCAGCGCUCAACACUCGGUCGCAGUCUGAGUGGGGCUCCUUUAAAGCCGUGUGAGGUGCGCAGGUGCAGUGUGCUGUCCUGCUUGUCCUGGCCUGCGGUGGACCACCGGCUGCUUCCUCCCAUACUGCUUUCCUGUAGGAAAAGGCCUUCUCGGUGUUGCACAGACUGUCAGGGUCCUCCAGUGCCAUCAGCUCUUGGCUGCCUUGCAGCUUUCCAGGCAUGCCAGGGGCACGUGCUCUGAGGGGUUUUCUCAGUGUGCAGCUUUCUCCGUGUGCGAAGCUCUGAGCAGUUCCUCGCUGUGUGAGCGCUGGUGCUGGCUCUGCCCUGCAGUGUGCACAUUUCUGGUGCAGGUUUUCAGACGGAAGGCAGGCCUGGCCUUGGCUGUGUCCCUUGGGCAUUUAAUUUGCAGUUUUAGGGUUUGUUUUAUAAGGUAAAGGAGAAGACUAUUCUUUGUGCAGGAAAUAUUCUUAAAAAGUAAACCUGGGGCAUAGAGUCUCUAUGUUUUGCCUGCACGUUUAUUUCCAUAGAUCUUUGAACAUAAUUUGACUAGGAACUGAUAGUUUCUUUGUGGGUCCUCAUUUGCAAAUAGAUCCUUCCAGUUCCGAGUAUAUAUGAGCAUAGAUUGGCAUUUGACAGAGAUGUGAGCAGAGUGAACUGCUCCAGGUACGGGAGAUACAGUAACAGACAGAAUCAGUGUCAGCAAACUGACACCCUGGGAUUUAAACAGCCUCUUUCAGCUUCUCUGUCUCCUCUCUUACCACUACAGAACAGUUCUUUUUUUUUCAUUAAGACAUUUCUAGAGGACAUAGCUAACCUUGUCACUCCCCCGCCCCCAGGAGGGUUAGUGCACUCACAGCUAUAAAGCAGGCAGGAACAGUUUCAAGGACCAGAACCAACCUUAAAAGGCAAAAGCACUUUGUAACUGAAUUAUCAUAAAGAUGUUUACGUAAAAAAAGAAAGAAAAGGAACAAAGGGCAGUGGUGGUUUCAGAAGGAAAAGAGCACUCACGUUUCACAUGUUCAGUCUUGUUUCUAGUGUAACAGAACAGAAGCAGGAUCACUACCAUACAGAAUAUUCACUAUGGCACGCUGUCUGCACCUGUGCCCAGUCCAGCCCCUAAUGCUUCCAACUCUGUACUUCCCCACCUGGUGGGCCUAUCACGGAGGCACACAUAGGUCUUCUCUUUGUUUGUUAUAAGGCUGGUGCGUCUGUGUGUCAGCGUGGUAGACAAGACAGCUGAGACCUGCCAGAGCGUCCGUGAAAUCAAACUGACUGGUGUCUCAUGUGAUGGGGCUGUUGGGGUUUGUUCUCUUCAGAUGCUCUUCAUAGAUUCUACGAACACCUUCCUUGCACUCAUGCACAGCCCCUAGUCACUAUAGGUCCUGCCUCUGGCCUCUUGGUAAGCUGUCCCAGCAAAAUGGUGUGAGACACAGCACCAGCCGCUUUGCUGCAGCUGCCGCUAACCUGCUGCGGCACAGAGCUCGGCCUCUGCAGCGUGUCUUUUCCACAGUCCACCGUAGACGGGCUGUCCAGCUUGCCAUCUACUUCCCUUUGUGGUGAUUAUAUACUUCUGUCCAUUUUUAGAGGGAUUUACUAAUCAUGACUUGGAAAAUCUGUAUUGCUCUUGCUCAUUAUGUCCCAAUCAUAAACGUCUAGGCUUGUCUAUUUUUAUCAAUUGGGAAAGCUUUGUGGUGAGGCCACAAUAUGGAGCUUUUAGAUUCUGUUUGGUUAAAAUUUGAUUUGAUUUAGUAUUAGUAAUUGUACAGUGUUUUGAUUUUUGUUUUUAAAAUAAUACAGAAGACCAUAAUCUUGGUGCUAUGCACUUUCCAGCUAACAAGACAUUCCUGGUGUCGGCUUUCAUGGGCUAGCAGGCUGGCGCUCUGCAUUUCAGAGUGAACUAGCCUUUGCCUUAAAACCACUUUGCAACUCAGAAGUUGGCUGUUCUUACUGUGCCUUUCAUGGCAUUCAAGUUCUGUGGUUGAUUUCACUUCAGAAACGCCCAAACAGGCAAGGCCGAGACUCCAGGCUGGGAAGCAAUCUGGCAGGUUUCCCUUGAGCAAGUGCUGUAUAGGAUGGGAGAGUGAGCUUGGAGGUAGCCCACUGGAUGAUGCUGGCUGGAACUAUAGUCACAUUGUGAAAGGCCUCUUUGCACACUGGGGCUCUGAGGUGAUGCUCACAGGAGUUUGGCAUGAAUGUGACUUGAGGCUGGGGCUAAAGCACUUGCUUAGCAGUGAGCUUCCCUCAGUGCUUACUGGGUCAGUGGGGAGCCCCUCCCAGCAGGCACUCUUAGUGAGGGUUAUCUUCCCCGGGUCCUUUGGUGACAGCGAAGGCCCUUUUGCCGCUCUAACUUAGACAAGGUGUGUGUUGGGUGGGUGCCACUGUUGUCUGGUGAACAGGCUGCGCAUGCCCCAGUGGCUGACACAACUAACCUUUUGCCCCAAGGCCAGUGGUGCUGAGGUGAAAAGCCUGUCAAGGAGAGCAGGCCAGCAGCAUAAGGUGGUGAGAUUGCUGCAGUGUUCCCAGCCAAUCUGGGAAGUGCUGUUUGUCUUGGUUGCACUGAAUUCUUGUCAAAAUACCCCUCUGUCAGCCUUCAUAAGACAGACUAUAUUUGUGAUCUUACUGUAUAUAACCAGGCUGUAAGAUACGUGUUAAAAAGUCUCAAAAUAAAUGUUAAUUACAGUUGCAUUUUUAUUGAGUUUUAAGGGAUGCAUGUUGAUAGAGUUAAAUGGCAUAUUUUGGGAUUUGCUCCGAAGUAUGUAAGCAAAGAAAAGGGAUAGAUGAGCUGGCGCAGAGGCGCACGCCUGCAAGGCCAGCACUUGGGGAGGCAGAGGCAGGCAGAUCGCUGUGCGUUCAGGGAGGUCAGCCUGGUCUACAGAGCAAGUCCAGGAGAGCCAAGGCUACACAGGGAAACCCUAUCUCAAAGGAAACAACCACCUCCCAAAAGAAAGAGGGAUAGAUUGAUAGGUUAAGCAAAUGUAUAAGAAAUGUUAAUGGCAUUGAACCUCGGUGAUAUAACAUUUAC